AUGAGUGCUGGAAGAUUACAGGCGGAGGUACCUGUACCGAUAGCUGCACUGGUACCUGUGCCGGUACCUAAAGGAGGCCGUAACCAGGCACUUGUGCACCCUGAAACAGCUCAAUAUUACAGCCCGGUCUACUUCAUUUCAUACCCUAUUGGUGGAUGCACUGUUGGACUGGGCGACUUGAUAACCACGGAUGUGCAAGUACCUAUUGAUGCUAUUUUUAAAGACGUCGCUCAUGGAGUGCCAAGGCGGUACUCCAUGAAGCAUCAUCCAAAACUGCUAAACAAGGACAGUCUCAGUACGCCCGUCGAAAAGAGCCGGCAGCCUGGUUACGACGUCAGCCUGAUCAUCUUGGUAGUUUUUAAGCUCGGCUCCCGCAAUGUCCAGGCUAUGCCUGCUCAGACGCAUGUGGCUAAUCAGGUUAUAGAUGUGAUAGAUCUAGCAGAAAGCUCUAGCGUGUGGCCGCGAACAGGGAAGGAGCAAAAGGAGCAAAAAACCACUAAGAUGAACCAGUUACGGAACGAGUGCCUCCAGAUAUGUGAGGGCGCUGAUAUCAUUUGGUACCAUGUACCGCGUCCCACUCCGUCUCCCCGGACCAGCCACGGCACGGGACGCCAAGAUGUUGGACGGAACGCACAUCCGGGAAGCGAUAUAUAUUACUAUGUACACAGAUGGAGACUGGCGCUUCUCAGUGCUUCUAUGCCAUACGAACUCACAGGUGACGGCAUGCAGCAGCCGCGGACGUGGCAGCCCAGGAGGCAUGGUGUUUACGAAGAAUACACGUAUGGAAUGCACUUGAUAUUCUCCGUGCAACCCCGAGCGAACACGUUCUUAUCCAAAGGCACAGAAUGCUCACCGCGGUUUGGGCUUGGCGAACUAGGACAAAGGUUGCUUGGCCUGCUGACAACGAUUAUAAGUUUCACCUUGAACCCUGCUGUGGCGUCCUAA
Trichoderma virens Gv29-8 is the source of this 945-nucleotide messenger RNA. RefSeq lists its product as uncharacterized. Bases 1 to 945 code for a protein of 314 amino acids. The transcript has 5 exons. The record is from RefSeq and is a predicted model, not a curated record. Lineage: Eukaryota; Fungi; Ascomycota; Sordariomycetes; Hypocreales; Hypocreaceae.